AUGAUGUUGGACCAAUUCAGUGAUUCAUUGGAUUAUCAUAACAACAAUAACAAAUCCAUAACUUUCAAGACCCAGCAAGGUUCAACCAAUGACCAAAGCAACAAUGACCUUAUUUUGACUACAGACUUACUGAAUCUUGUCAUAUAUUUGACAGAUCCUAACAAUAUCAACUAUCAGUUCGUCACUAACCUAUUAAUCACUCACAGAAUAUUUAUCGAAUCUCUGGACCUUCUAGAAGUAUUACUUGACAGAUUACAGCAAUGCUUUGAGUAUGUUUUAUUCGACACCAAUAAAUUAGAACAACAAUUAUCUAAACCAGAGCAGGAUGAGGAUAAUAAUAAUGAUGGUCAAUUGGAGGUCCGUUUCAACACCAUCAAGAAAAUUCUCUUGAGAACAUUUGUCAUCAUAAGAAACUGGUUAUUGAAUCACUUUAUUGAUGAUUGGGUGGAAAAUGACAGUUUAAGCUCCAUGUUUGUUAAUUAUUUGAAUGCAUUGUCAUUAAAAUUUGAGAAUUAUGAGAAAUAUAACAUGAUCAAUGUUUUUUUCAUUAAAAUUAUUGUUGAAUUGAAGAAAGCUUGGAUCAACAUUUGUGAAAAAUAUUGGAAUACAAAAAGCUUGUCGCAAUCAUUAAUUGAUCAUGGAUUCAAAUCUUUCGGAGGGUGGGAUAAAUCAGUCAUCAAAUUUAUUAUUAGUUAUAAACUUGAGUACAGCAAGCGAAACUUAAAUAUGCCUACCUCAGAGUUAUACAAAGAAAUGAAUCCGACAUUUAGAAAUGACUCAAUUUUGGCAUCCAAUGACAUUAUCUCUAACACGAAUAUUCUUGAAGAUCAUCAAUCAACCACGCGUCAUCCUGAGCCAUCUAACAAGAAAACACUCAAAAAAAAGAAAUCUAUUGGUAAUUUGUUGAAAAAUUUGCCAUUGAUCCAAGGAUCUAAUUCUCUAGCAUCAUUGAAGUUCAACUCAUCCCAAAAAGAGUUCGAAAAAGAAAUUGAAAUGUUUGCAUCAAAGGCUGAUAAUCAACUUGACCAUGCCAACCUAUUUAAGAAAUCUGAAACCUUUGGGACCACUGAAAAAAAUCAUAAUGCCAAUGAAGACGAUGUCAGCUUAAUGGAGAAAGGAAUUAAAUACAAUUUUACCAUGAUCUCCCCAAAUUCCGAAAUUAGGUUACUUGAUUUUAACCGGUAUCCGGAAAAUGAACAAGGGCAGAUGAAAGAUCUACUGAUCGAAUGUUAUCAGAAAUCUGAUGUUGUUUUGAAAGAAACCGUAAAAUCAGAACCUAUCAAUGAACCUCCGCUUGUCACAAAAAAAUUGAAGACAAAACAGGUGCCGCUCAAACAACUUGUGAGGAAGUGGAAAAGACCUUUUCGCAAACCGAAGUUGGAAACAAGGAUACCAGACCUCGAAGUUUCACAAAUUGUUGAGAAUUUGCUCCCUGAAGAUGAUAUUGUUGAAAAAGUUGAUAUGUUAGCAGUAUAUUUUAUUGAUGAAUUAGAUUUCUUAACUAAUAAAGAACGCAAUGAGCUGUCUUCAAUAAAUAAAGAGGACUCAGAAGAUCAUGAAGCAUCUUUUUUCUCUAAUCUUGGUCUAUUCGAUUCAAUGAACGAUACUCUGGCCAAUUCAGAAGGUGAUGAUGAUGAUGAUGAUGAUGAUGAUAACGACGAUGAUGACUGGGAAGAUGAAACUGAUGAUGGAACAACGUCAGAAUGUGAUAUGGGCCAGCGAAGUAGCAAUUCUUUUCUUUCUGCUGCUAAGGUGGACUGGAAUAAUGACUCACUAGAAUACCAAGAGUCUAAUUCCAGUGGUGACUAUGAACAUACAAACAUUCUUGAUGUCACUCCUUCGAUGAUCAUUGAUAACGUAACCAUGGAAGUGAUUGAUAGAAGAUUUUCUGGAAGCAUCAGUGAUGUCAAUAGACUCUCUAGAUCAAGCUUGAUAUCCAAGAAAUCUUACUUGACUUAUGACUCGAAGCUUUCUAGAAGCUCAUCAAUUAUGGUUGACAGAAGUAACCACCAGCAAUUAAAACACUUGACAUCCCGUGUAUUGGAAAAAGUGAGAAGUUUUGAAAAACUUGGCGUUGAAAAACAUUCGAAUAUUCAAACCACCAUUGCUCCUAAUAAAUCGUGCGGCAAUUUGACAAUUGAUGUAAUAACCGAAGAAUUUGACCAAAAUGAAAAGCCUGAAACCAGCUUGAUCAAACCAAAGAUCGAUUUUUUCCAAAAAGUGUCGCACAAUGAUUCUGCCAUUACCGUGAAUAGCAGUAAAGGAGGGAAAAGUCAUGUAACCAGUACCAACGUCACCUCGAUGCGUCAAAACUCCAUGAUGCAAAGCUCGAUAUUUUCCGACGUUAGUACCGUUAAUACCAUAAUUUCAAAUCAUGAAGACGAUCUUAUCUACCACAAUGUUUUAAGAAGUAAAAAUGGUCAUCACAACAUCAGGGAGCUUAUGAAUGAUGGGAAUGAAUGUAAUGACACCAUGAUGGUGUCCAAACAUGUGAGAUCUCCAACCUUGGAGACCCAAGAUUCUGAAGCUUUGAUAAGAAACGUAAUGGAGAUGGACAGUUUCCAUAUCGCUGAUAGUAGUGGUGCUGCUGAUAUUACUGAUAGUGAUAAAAAAGUUAUUAUAGAUAUCGACUGUUCUCCUUUACGAACCCCAAACUUGACCAACAAUGAUAAUUCCACCAUUUUGGCUGGGAGUACGAAGAGAGACAACAAAUCAGAAAUCAGCAUGUUAUCAGUGGCAUCGUAUCUUUUGCCAGGCAUGGACAACGAGGUCAUGCAAGCUUUGGCGGCGAUUCCUGAUAUUUCAUUCCAUGGGCAGGAUCCUAUAAGUGCUGCCUUAUCCCGACUCGAGGGGAAAAAUGAUAAUGAUAGUGAGGAACUACGAAGAAAAUUGCCCAAUCAUGGCAAAGUUCCGGAAAGUUCAGGAAACUGGGGAAUCCUUCAAACUAAAAAAGGGGAAAUGUAUACUAACCAAGAAUCAGACGUUUCCGAAACGAAAGAAAAGACUAUUGAGGAACAGGUUGAUGAUCUACACAUUAAUGAAUUAGCAGAUCAUGAUGCCAAUGGAGAGAUUGCUCAAUUUCAUUCUAAUUUCUUUCAACCGUUCACUCCAAUGGAAAAUAUCUUUGAUAAUACUCCUGAUGCCAUGAAAAACAUUGUUUUGAACAAUGGGGCGGAAUUGUAUAAGAAGUACCAGAAAUCCAAAAAUUUGCAAACGAUUGAAGAAUUGAUGACUGGGGCAGCGCAUAUUCCAUUUAUUUUACAAUUUGAUUCGUACGAACUUGCGGAAAUUCUCACGAUGAUUGAGCGGGAUGUACUACUAGAGAUUGAUUGGAAAGAAUUGGUAGAAUUGCAAAAUAAGGAGACGCCGCAAAAUUUUUCGUCGUGGUUACAAGUGAUUGUCGGCCAACAUAAUUUAACUGGGGUAGAUUUGGCAUUAUCAAGAUUCAAUUUGGUGGUCCAAUGGGUGGUUUCGGAAAUUAUCUUGACAAACGUGAUGAAGUAUCGGGUGGCGAGUAUUGCCAAAUUCAUCGACAUUGCCACGAAAUGUUUGAACAUGCAGAAUUAUUCGACGAUGAUGCAAAUAAUUUUGGCGUUGACUUCGGAAAAAAUCGGGAAUUUACCAAACACUUGGGAUCAAUUGGAUGAUAAUUCCAAACAGCAAUUUAUGAUUUUGGAGCAAUUUGCCAACCCCAUGGACAAUUUCAUGAAAAUUAGGGAGCUAAACGGGAUGGCGGUGAACGGUCGUGGGAUGGUGCCAUUCAUUGGAUUAUAUCUUUAUGAUCUUCAAAUCACGUUGUCGCAACCAAGUUAUGUUGGACAAGAUCAUUCUUUGAUUCAUUGGAAGAAAUUCAAUGAUGUGUCGCGUAUUGUUAUUGAUUUGGUCGGUAAGAUCCAAUAUUCAAAACUUUAUAACCGAGAUGUCAAGGGGAUGAAUCAAGAAUUAUUAUCGAAAUGUUUGUACAUCAAGUCAUUAGAUGAACAGGAAAUGGAUUUAUGUGUUUCAAAGAUGGUUAAUCCUUAA
Messenger RNA from Saccharomycopsis crataegensis, 4023 nucleotides. RefSeq names its product mitotic regulator LTE1 (gene LTE1). Lineage: Eukaryota; Fungi; Ascomycota; Saccharomycetes; Ascoideales; Saccharomycopsidaceae. Gene Ontology annotation, cellular component: plasma membrane. The coding region runs from base 1 to 4023 and encodes 1340 amino acids. The record is from RefSeq and is a predicted model, not a curated record. Gene Ontology annotation, biological process: positive regulation of GTPase activity; Ras protein signal transduction. Gene Ontology annotation, molecular function: guanyl-nucleotide exchange factor activity. The transcript has a single exon.